CAUUAGUUGAGUUUUUAAAGCUCACAUUGAAAGAUGCAGACAUCUGCUUUGCGGCUUGUGUGUGUGAGCCUGCUGUUGUGCCUGUCUCAAAGCUGCUAUCAGUGUUUUGUGGAUGUGGAAGACAGUCUCCGUCUGUGCUGGGGUCACGUUUUGACCGAGUACAAUGUGAGAAACGUUGACGCCUGCUUCGAGAAGCUGGACCGCAUAUUCAACAAUAAUGAGACAGUGAUUGAAGCUGGUAGAGUAGGUAAAGGCUAUGACAUCCAACUGAAGGAAAUUCUGGAUGCAGAGGUCCUCCCGCUGUUGGAAGAGUUUGACCAAAAGCUGAAUAACGACACUGUGUACGAGCAAAGGUUGCAGACAGCAGCAGACAAUUUCAUCUCAGCUGCCUCCAAACUGCCUAGAGUCUCUGGAUGUAUCCCUCCAUGUGGUUUUCAGAGUGCAGGUGCAGUGUACGACUGUGUUACCUGCCAGUACGACUCCUGUGAAUUUCCUCUCGACUGCCCAGUGGAAGAAAUUAAAGUUAUGGAAAACAGCAGGAUUCGAAUGUGGUGCGACGUGCCAUUUGCCUUGCCAACUGAUAUUGAAGUGAUCUGGAGGUUCGCAGAGGAGGUUGAAACGCAGCAAUUGGAUCACUUUAAAGAAGUGACUGUGGGCGUUGACAGGCUCUACUCCAUCCCCUCAGUGACUUUGAAGCAUCAGGGCACCUACCAGUGUGAGGUGUACUCGGGCCAGCUCUCCUUUAUCCGAGUAUACUACUAUGUCUCAGUGACCCCCCAGAUUGUGGCAGGCCACACAGAGCUGCAGGAGACAUUUGACCUGUCUCUGCUCCCAGGAGGGCAGUUUUUCCCCGCGUCUGGUGACUCUCCCCGCUCCUUCCUCGCCUCAUUGUUACCGCUUCUCGCCGCCUGUUUAACCGCUUUACUGCUGCUGCUGUGUCUCUCCCUGGGGGUUCUGCAUUGGUUAUCCAUACAAGAGCAAAGUCAUGCUGAAGAAACACAUCAGGCUGAAGAUUUAGGUUUAUUCUAGAGUGUUUGGAAGAUGUAUGUGACGCAACAAAGGCAUUUCAUCAAGUCUGCAGAGUGAUACGUCAUAGUCCAGACAACAUGUGUGUCACUCCUUCCACCACUAGAGGGCAGGAUCCACCUCUUUAUUAGUAGUAGUACUGAGUAAACGUUUUACUACCAUAGUGU
Messenger RNA from Pundamilia nyererei, 1193 nucleotides. It is a transcript of the gene spaca6, whose product is annotated as sperm acrosome associated 6. The record is from RefSeq and is a predicted model, not a curated record. The coding region runs from base 34 to 1029 and encodes 331 amino acids. Gene Ontology annotation, biological process: fusion of sperm to egg plasma membrane involved in single fertilization. NCBI's taxonomy places the organism in Eukaryota, Metazoa, Chordata, Actinopteri, Cichliformes, Cichlidae. The transcript is spliced from 9 exons.